AAGCAACUCCAACUCUUUCUUCCCUUCUUUCUCUGAUCUCUCACGAGCAACCAAGCCUUUUGUUAAUGGAGUUGAUCGAUACUGUUCUGGACAGACAACCUCAAGAAGAAGAAAUUAUGCAGAAACAGAAGCAGGGGGAGGAGGAGGAAGAAGAAGAAGAAGAAGAACGACGUCGUUUCCAUGUUUUGGCUGUCGAUGACAGCGUGAUCGACAGGAAGUUAUUGGAGAAGCUCCUCAAAGCUUUUUCAUGCCAAGUGACGUGCUUGGAGUCUGGGGAAAAAGCGUUGGAAUAUCUAGGGUUGCUUCAUAACUCAACAACAGCUGCUUCGUCUUCGCAACAACAUCAGGCACUUAACGUCAACUUAAUCAUGACAGACUUUUCCAUGCCAGGAACGAGCGGCUAUGAUUUACUCAAACGCGUCAAGGGAUCUUCUUGGAAAGAUGUGCCAGUGGUGGUGAUGUCAUCAGAGAAUGUACCUUCAAGAAUUAGCAUGUGCCUAGAAGGAGGAGCAGAAGAAUUCAUGUUAAAGCCUCUUCAAUUAUCAGACCUACACAAAAUCCAAGCUCACCUUCUCAAAUCCCUUCCUCAUCCUUAGUUCAACCAUCCACCACGACGAUGACGACGUCAAACAUAAUAUUAGAAGAAUGACAAUGGUUAACGUCUAUAACUUUAGCAAGAGAUAAUGGCCUAAUAUAUCUUCUGACGCUAGUUAAAGAAGAGACCAGAAAUGAAACGACUAGCAGUAGUAGUAUGAAAGUGUACAACGUACUUUGUUAGGGGAACUAGUAGUAUGAAAGUGUACAACGUACUUUGUUAGGGGAACUAGUAGUAUGAAAGUGUACAACGUACUUUGUUAGGGGAACUAUCUCCUUGGUUAACGCAAAUAUUCAAAUCCACGUGUAUUAGAUUUU
Molecule: messenger RNA, 912 nt
Organism: Hibiscus syriacus
Lineage: Eukaryota; Viridiplantae; Streptophyta; Magnoliopsida; Malvales; Malvaceae
Product: two-component response regulator ORR4-like
Exons: 5
Coding region: 66-596 (176 amino acids)
Biological process (GO): cytokinin-activated signaling pathway; phosphorelay signal transduction system
Source: RefSeq, a predicted model, not a curated record